CGUGUUCUCGACGAAGUCACAAAGUUCUUCGAGGACGAUAGCAACAAGUUCAUGGUCAAGAAGCUCGACUGGUCAAGUAAUGUCAACAAGGCCAUUAGCGAAGCCAUCAAGACUGUUUCGGGCCCCAAGAGCGCCCUCAAGGAUCGCUCGCUCUACCUGUUUUCCGCCUCGCCUGAAGAAGGCAAGGUUGUGCAUGGCUGCUAUGUUAGCGAGCCAUUCAAGAACGCAGGCGCAGACGGUCCAAAAUGGGCUUCGGCCGUGACCCCCAUUAUCGGUGGCAAGGCCGGCGGCAAGCCCGGUGCUCCCACGGCAAUUGGCCAGGGCACCAAUGCAGACAAGGUCGAUGAAGGUGUCGAGGAGGCGCGGAAAUGGAUUGAGGCUUUCAAGAUUUAA
This is a messenger RNA of Exserohilum turcica Et28A, 393 nucleotides long. RefSeq lists its product as uncharacterized. NCBI's taxonomy places the organism in Eukaryota, Fungi, Ascomycota, Dothideomycetes, Pleosporales, Pleosporaceae. Gene Ontology annotation, molecular function: nucleic acid binding. The record is from RefSeq and is a predicted model, not a curated record. The transcript has 2 exons. The annotation marks the transcript as partial.